UUGGAGCCACGAGCUUACGUAACAACCCGUGAGAUUUGAGUUUCCACGUGUCAGCUGUGAGUUCACCUCGGGAGAACAAUGAGCUCUCCACAGCGCACCACCUGGAUGGCUGUUCACAACACGUGUCAGAGAAACAGUAACCACAGAAACACAACAGAGAGACACAUUUUCGAUUUAUUUCGUUACAAAAGACGAAUAUCAAGUCACCACCACAAUCAUUGAGAGGUGAUGAGUCUUUAACCUCAACCUCUCUCGUGGUUACACGUGGUUAGACCACCGCUAGUUAAAAAAAAAUCGCCCACCGGAAUAUGAGUGGCGGCUAAUCCUUCCUCUCUCUCUCUAUUUCUUCUCUCCCUUUGGAAGAUUUUCAAACUCUCAAACUUUUAACUCACGCUUCACAAUCUCUGUGUAAACGAUACGACAAUAAGAAAAUACAAGACAUGGGCCUUUCGCAAUUUCCGACAGCGUCAGAAGGAGUACUACCACUUCUGGUAAUGAACACGGUUGUUUCAGUUACUCUGUUAAAGAACAUGGUGAUGUCCGUUUUCCGAAUUGUCGGAUCCGAUACUGAAGACUCCAUGGAGAUAGAGGAGCGUGAAGAGGAUUGUGUUAGGAGGAGAAGAAGAAUCUCGAUAACGCAGUUCAAGUCUCUGUGUGAGAACAGAGGAGGAGAAGAAGAUGAAGAAGAAGAGGAAGGUGUUGAGUGUUGUGUGUGUCUUUGUGGGUUUAAAGAGGAAGAGGAAGUGAGUGAACUGGUUUCUUGCAAGCAUUUCUUCCACAGAGCUUGUCUAGACAACUGGUUUGGUAAUAAUCACACAACAUGUCCUCUUUGCAGAUCCAUUCUCUAGUGGUGGUGGAACUAUCUUGUUUAACACUUUCCAUUUUUAUUUUGCUUUUGUUAUGAAAACACCAACAUUCUGUAUCCUCUGUUUUGUCUCUUUUUCUGCUAUGUCCUAUGUUUUUUUUACCCGUUUGGUGUUUUAUGUUUUCCCCCUUUUUGGUAAUGAAAAAGGGGUUUUUUCAUAAUAAUAAAGGACUUGAAUU
Messenger RNA from Brassica napus (rape), 1044 nucleotides. Its product is annotated as probable E3 ubiquitin-protein ligase XERICO. The record is from RefSeq and is a predicted model, not a curated record. NCBI's taxonomy places the organism in Eukaryota, Viridiplantae, Streptophyta, Magnoliopsida, Brassicales, Brassicaceae. The transcript has a single exon. The coding region runs from base 441 to 848 and encodes 135 amino acids.